AUCUAAAACCUCUGUUUUUGACAUUAAUGUUGCUUUGCAGUCAACUAAAGAUUGUGUCUUUCGUCUAGUAUUUGAUACAAUGGUCAUGAUCACGUUUUAAAAGUUGCUAAUAGAUGCUUACUGUAACAGCUCCAGUGAAUUCAUUUGGGUUUUUAAAAGGUUCGAGUCUACAUUACUGCUAGUCAUGAUAUGUGUGUAAGAAGGGUGGUGAAGAGGGAUUGAGAGGUGAAGAACACUGAGCUUAAAGAAAAAAUGCGGGAAAAAGUGACUGUUACAAGUGAUCUUCCCUUUAAUGAUGGCCUUAUAUGGGGGAGGAGAAAUGGUUUUUCUUAUUUCAACCCCCCUGCUUUCAAAUUAUGUUUCGUGCAUUAGGUAAAAUAAGAUCAGUGAACCAACGAUGGAAUGACUAACACAAAGACGCACUGUAGUUAACUCUACAACAAAUUUGAUUACAAAGACUUUAUCACCUUUGGGACAAUCAGCCCGCAACAUGUCCAAAUUAAAGUCUCAUUCUGGAGCCAAGAAGAGAUUCAUGCCUACUGCUAAUGGUAACUAUAAGCGUUGGCAGGUUGGUCUUCGUCAUUUGAAUUCCGGCUUCUCUGCUGAAAGAACCAACCGUCUUUCUAGAACUGUAUUUGUUGACAAGACACAAAAGCGAAUGCUUAGAAAGGCUUUGCCCUAUUCUUGUUCUAAAUAAACAUGAAGGAAUUAUGAUUGUAAAUAAUAAAUAGAAGAUUUUAAUGUGAUACACAUGAUGAUGAUAGUUGCAAAAAUGGGAAAGAGAGAAGGGGAGUCCCUGACGUAUUUUAGGUGGUACAAUC
Molecule: messenger RNA, 821 nt
Organism: Mucor mucedo
Lineage: Eukaryota; Fungi; Mucoromycota; Mucoromycetes; Mucorales; Mucoraceae
Product: 50S ribosomal protein L35
Exons: 2
Coding region: 491-697 (68 amino acids)
Biological process (GO): translation
Cellular component (GO): ribosome; large ribosomal subunit
Molecular function (GO): structural constituent of ribosome
Source: RefSeq, a predicted model, not a curated record